Messenger RNA from Helicoverpa armigera (cotton bollworm), 5132 nucleotides. It is a transcript of the gene dysc, whose product is annotated as dyschronic. Gene Ontology annotation, biological process: rhabdomere development. The transcript is spliced from 18 exons. Bases 355 to 2781 code for a protein of 808 amino acids. Gene Ontology annotation, cellular component: cilium; stereocilium tip; plasma membrane. The record is from RefSeq and is a predicted model, not a curated record. Gene Ontology annotation, molecular function: protein binding. Lineage: Eukaryota; Metazoa; Arthropoda; Insecta; Lepidoptera; Noctuidae.
UGGCCAGCGUAUCGAGCGGGACACGCGCGCUAGGACGCGCAGUCGCGCCGCGCCGCCCGCCCGAGCGCCUCGCACGCUCGCAGCUCCACGCCGACACUCGCUCCGUGACAACCUUGCCGUGCCGACCCCGGCUCACAACAAUAACACGCGCGACCUCCACACUACCGUCUCCGACUCGGAGAUCCGUACCCCCAGUGCCGGGCACGAGUGCGGUGCUCGUGCCACGUGACCACGGCCCGGGCCCUGGCCCGACAUGUGAAAAACAAAGCCUUUGUGACAGCACCGGCCAGGGGCAUGUGGUGUGCCACACUUACGCACAAAAUGAAAUAAUAAGAAAGCAUCGUGACCCCCGGCAUGAGGUCGGGGGAGGCGGGCGAGGGUUCGGAGCUGGCCGAGUUCGGCGCGCGCUGGCCCCCGCCCUACAACCAGGGCUACGGGUGGACGCGCUCCGCCACGCCGCAGCAUCCACCCGCGCAUCACCUUGCCAGGCACUCCAGGAGCCACCAGUGGUUGCAGGACAACCGGCACACAAGCUACGAGGCAGAGGACGCGCGAGGCAGGGCGCGGGGAGGGGUGUACUACUCUCCGCCGGGCACCUCGUACACCAUCGUCGAGAGGCCAGCCUCGUCCCACGGCCACCAUACCUCGUACUCGCACCACUACGCGGGGAAGCUGUCCCGGGCGCCUUACCUCGGCUCCACUACCAUUGCUAAUAGUGCAGCUGGAGCAACGAGCUUACGAAACAGCACGAAUCACCUGAGCGCAGCAAACGGCAAGAAGCGGCCGAUAUCCCCGGAGCAGGUGCUGCGGCUGUUCGGGCAGGGCGGCGCUGCGGCGCUGGGCAAGGCACUGCCGCCGUCGCACCCCCCCGCGCCGCUGCCCGCGCCCCUGCCUGCGCGCAGGCACUCGCCCGCCAGCAGCCCCAGCAGCACUACGCACCAUGCAAUAUACCGUGGUGGUGACCGGGAGCGUGAACGUCCGUAUUCGUCGGGCGGGGUGCCGCCGCCGCCGGCGGAGCCCGCCACGCGGACCGUCACCAUGAGCCGGGACCCCGCUGACUCGCAUGGCUUUGGCAUCUGUGUCAAAGGAGGGAAGGAGGCAGGCGUAGGUGUGUACAUAUCGCGAGUGGAGGAGGGAUCGGUAGCAGAGCGUGCGGGUCUCCGCCCAGGGGACUCCAUUCUGCAAGUCAAUGGCACUCCGUUCUCCGGAAUUUCGCACGAAGAUGCUCUCAAGAUGCUGAAGUCAUGCCGUCAGCUGACGAUGACGGUUCGGACUGCGGGGGCUCUGGUGGGGCGGGCCUCGUGCUCCUGGAUGGACCGCUACGGUCGCCCCGCCUCGCCACCGCCGCUGCGCCCUCCCCGAUCCGCCAGCAAAGACCGCUCUAUACGAAGGGUUGACCUAUGUAUAGAGCCGGGACAGUCAUUAGGGCUAAUGAUAAGAGGAGGGCUGGAGUACAACCUCGGCAUCUAUAUCACUGGGGUCGACAAGGAUUCCGUGGCAGAUAGAGCAGGACUUAUGGUAGGAGACCAAAUUCUGGAGGUGAACAACCAGUCGUUCGUGGACGUGACGCAUGAUGAGGCGGUGGCUCAGCUCAAGUACCACAAGCGAAUGUCCUUGUUAGUUCGGGACGUGGGGAAGGUACCACACGCCUGUACAGCUUAUGGGGAACGGGACGCCGCACCUAGAAUAAGUGGUUGGGGGAAGCGUCGCGGCGCGGCGGCCACGGCGGUGGAGCAGAAGGCGCGGUCCCUGCUGCCUCAGUGCGACCUGCCAGCUAUAGCCUACUACAUGGAGGAGUACGCCGCCAGGAGACUCACGCCCGACUCCUUCCUCACCGUCGUCAGGGAUCUCCUCGAUACGCCGCAGAAGUACACGCUUCUGACGGAGAUAAGAGAGUUCAUGUUGCCGGAGGACAGGGCGAGGUUCGACGAGCUCGUGUAUAGGAGAGGCGAGGAGCCAGUCGACCACCACAUCAAGCGGGGUUCCGAGCGACACAUGCUACCCUCCUCGACGAUGCAUGAGUUGCACGACCCGGAGGGACCGGCGGAGGCACCUCUCGUAGCCGACCAUCGCUCGCCCUCCGAGGACUCCGGCCUGGGCCUGCCACCGCAUGACCAUGCUUACAGGAGCGGGCGCGCGUGGCGGCCCAGCGACGCGCCGGCCCCGGAAGACGACCUGGAGCCCCCGCACGAGGAGUACGAGGAGGAGGGACGGCGCUCUCGGCGACACUCUUCCCCGUGCAACUCGAGAGAGGGCAGCACUACUGCACUCCACACGCAACACUACGAUGAUUCCGAGUUAGCACACAAUUUGUCGAGAAGUUUCGACAUGAAAGAGGAUAGUGGUGCGUUGUUGGAGGAGCGGGGCGGCAUCCGGAGGCACCAGUCGAUGCAGCGGCUGCAGCACGGCGAGGCGGACGAGGCGCGGGCGGCGCGCGUGGUGCCCGACCACCACGGCAACCUGCACAUCACCGUCAAGAAGACCAAGCCCAUCCUCGGCAUCGCCAUCGAAGGCGGCGCCAACACCAAGCACCCGCUACCUAGAAUUAUUAAUAUACAUGAGCACGGAGCUGCUUAUGAAGCUGGCGGGCUGGAGGUGGGCCAGUUGAUCCUCGCGGUGGACGGACACCGCGUGGAAGGCCUGCAGCACCAGGACGUGGCGCGGCUGAUCGCCGAGUCCUUCGCGCAGAGGGACAAACCGGAGAUCGAGUUCCUAGUUGUGGAAGCAAAGAAGUCCAACUUGGAGCCGAAGCCGACCGCGCUGAUUUUCCUGGAGGCCUAACAUCUACUGUCCCUCCCCGCCAGCGACCCGCCGGCCGCGCAGGGCAGCGCGGCGGUGCGGGCCGACCUCACCGCGCACACCACGGAAUAGCCAACUCCAACCUGCGCUGCCACAUGCUCUUCUGAGCAGUGACGCGUGACGCGGCCACGCAGGCACGGGAGGCGACACACCGCCCGUCCGGACCGACCGAACUAACUACUACAGCGCACCGCCAGACGGGUUUUGGAUGAAAUCUCUCGAGACCGGAACGCGGCCAUCCCCGAUGGCCGCUUCGGUGGUGAUGAAGUUUUUUUAAAAGUUUUCUAGGAGAGUAGCUAUUAAUCCGAUUUUAACAGUAGGCGGCGACUGAAUUUUAUAAAGAAAAUCUCCUACUUUUACCGUUUACUAUAAGUUCAUCUUAAAAUUCACAAAUUUUAAAAUCACAAUUUUUAAAAAUUUAGAGAGAUCGAUCAAUUCUGCGAAUAAUUUCAUAGAACUAGAGUUGUAAAAAGUUGACGAUAACAUAGAUCUUUCAAAUUUCAUUUUGAAUCGUGCUAAAAUUCAAUCGAUCGGUAACGGUGCUACGAGAAGAUAUCAUGUUUCAAGUAAAGUAUCGUCGUCGAGUCAGAGUCAUGUUCCCAUCCGUAGUAGCGAGUAGUGUUCGCGUAGUGCUCCCGGUCGGAAGGUGCAAGCGUCCUAAGCAAGCUCGCCGAGUGUUGCGUCGGCUCCUCAUAGCUUCUACUACAUUAUGUCAGCUUUUACCACUCAUACAUUUCUAUUAGAAUGAGCCCGACGUUUUGAGUUCCACUUAGAAACCAUUCGAGUCAAUCAAAAUUACUACCAUUUCGUAGUUCCCCAUUUUCUGAAUACGUUUAGCUGACCCUUGAUUGAAACGCAAAAGUACAUUCGGUUCGUCCUCGGUAUCGCUUCGUUUAGUUUGCUUAGCGAGUGUCACAUAGAAGGUGCGUCAAACAUGUCAUUCCAUCAGGUAGAUAAGCGGUGAGUUUACGAAAUUAUGGCGGAGAGGGAUUUUAGCCCACUCUUUAUGGAUAUUUACGUAGAAAUAAGUGAAUGUGUGCAAUAUAAUCAAAUGUUAGAUGUUAGAAUCAAUAACCAGUGUUGUGGGUGACAGCCCGAGCUUCUGCCGCGUACAGCAGCUGCGGUACGUGAGUACACGUUCCACUAACUACUCGUAUUUGUAUAAAUGUAACAUGCUAUAACUGAACCUCAUUAUCCUAUCUCAAGCGACCGUUGUAAAUAUAUAUAUCUGUAUGUACUCAUAAGCUGUAAAUAUCAAAUUUGAAUGUAUUGUAAUAUAUUAUUAUAAAUAUUUAUUGAAGUUAGUGCCAAAAGCAUUUUACAUUCCCCACUAGGCGUGUACAGUACGCGGUGACGCAGAGCCGCUGCGCUGGUGGCGUCCUCUGCGGCGUCCACCUCUCUAUUACUUACAGUUUAUCGAUUGCUAUCUCACUCAAUACGCUUCUAAUGUUAGGAUUUGAUCAUGAUUGAAUACUUUGAUUGUAUAAUAACAAUACAUUGCGUAUUUGAAUAAAUAUCUAUUAAAAUUGUAUACUUUCACGUUGUACACGAUGAUGGCGGCAUGAGUAUUUCUGUUCUUUUGAGAACGCUUGUGAAAAGUUCAAAUUGUGUCAUGUAUAGACAUCCGCCUUUCCUGAUUACUGUUUUAUCCACAAAAAUAAUGAGCAGAAAGUGCACUGAAACAAAUAUAUUUUGUACGAGUAAUUAUAGUUAAUUUUAACUUAUACCUAAUUGUAUUUAAAGUACCAAUAAGUUUUUAUGAUUACACUUAAGCGGACAUAUAUGUGUAUUGUGUAGGCAGGCUCGUGUGACCGGCAGCCUCGUAUUUGAGUCAAUUCAUCAUUUACGUAUUAAACACGUUAAACCAAAAGCAAUGUACGUAGAGAAUAAGAGAUUAUUUUAACAACAAACUAUUUUAGGUUACCUAAUGUGUUUAUAUGAUAUGAUAUUAUGGUAAUGAUUUCGCAAACCUGCUGAUCGUUUAGUUUGUAGAUUUGUUUACCAACAGCUUGCAGUCGUUUGUUUAGACCGCGUCUAAAGUACUAGCCUUUGAAUCCCGCAGUACCUCUCAUGAUUGGCAACCUAUAUAUCCUAAAUAUUAUGAGCCGUCCAUUUAAUUUGCAUUUAGUUUAUCCUCGGAUGCUGUGAGGUUAACGUGGAUUAUAUCUGUACAAUGGACCUCAGCUAAUGUCAAUGUGUUGGUAAACAUUUCACAGGUACCUAUUUAGAUAAUGUUUAAACUUCGCGCAGGUGUUUCGUUAAGAAGAUCUAUGUUGUAGUCUGUUGUUAAGUUUGUCGUUGAUGACAAAAAUAUAUUGUUAUCUAGAUAAUUA